Thermothielavioides terrestris NRRL 8126 is the source of this 1662-nucleotide messenger RNA. RefSeq lists its product as uncharacterized. NCBI's taxonomy places the organism in Eukaryota, Fungi, Ascomycota, Sordariomycetes, Sordariales, Chaetomiaceae. The transcript has a single exon. The record is from RefSeq and is a predicted model, not a curated record. Gene Ontology annotation, molecular function: zinc ion binding; nucleic acid binding. The coding region runs from base 1 to 1662 and encodes 553 amino acids.
AUGGCCCAGACCCGCGCCCGCGCUGCGCUCGAGCAGAGCCCUGCACCCUCGCAAUCUCAGGCACUUUCCACCGAUCCGACCUCUUCGUACACCCUCUCCGCACCGCCUGCGCCUGACGCCACCAUGGGCGAGAGCUCCCAGCACGCCCAGAUUGAUCUGAACGGCUCCCGUGCAGCGCCUAUCGACCCCCUGCUCUCCACCCAGGAGCGCGACCUUGCUGAGGAAGAGCGCCGUCUGAGCGCUGAGAUCGCUCUCGAGCGCCGCCGUCAAGCUAUCCUCCAACUGCGAGCUCAGCAUGCGCAGCUCCUGCGCCAGAAUGCCCAGCUUGCGCAUGUUGCCGAGGGCGCCACCUCUUCGAAUUCCGACCCUCUUGCCGCCCAGACCGCCAAUACCACCGUGCCGGCUGCAUCUGUUGCCGCGCCUGCGCCCGCACCCGCUCCUGCACCUGCUCCUGCGCCUGUUGCCGCGCCUGAGGCUGCGCCCGUGGCCGCUGCGCCUGCGCCCGCACCUGUGGCCGCACCUGUGGCCGCGUCUGUUGCCAUCGAUGCCCCUCCGCCCGCUGCCAAUCCUGAGUUCAGCGCUCCUAUUGCGCCCUCGCCGAUCCUUCCCAGCGCUGCGGGAGCUCCCCUCUGGCGUGCCGCUGGCUUGAACCACCCCACGUACAGCGGCAAGGAUGCUUCUUCGCUUCGGGCCUUCCUGUACGACUGCCGCACCAACUUCCAGCUCAUGGGCUACUCGCUCGAUGGUAGCGACUGCGUUGCGUACGCGGCAAGCUGCCUCCGAGGCCCGCCCAAGAACGCCUGGGUGAAGUAUGUCCAGGAGCAGGAGGCCGAUCCUAACUUUCGUCUCUCGGCCAUCACCUGGGGCGAGUUCGUUGCGUUCCUUCAAAACGAACUAUCUGAUCCCGAUUCGCGCGCCUUCAGUGCGGCCUCGGAGCUUGAGCGCCUCGCACAGCGCGAAGACGAGACCGUCCCGGAGUUCGUUGAACGGUUCACCAGCGUAAUCGCCGACAUGCCUUCGAAGUGGGAUGAACCCACCCGCAUAGUCACCCUCCUGCCGAAGUUCCGCCCAGAGAUCAGCUUCAUCCUCAACUGCUCCCCCCAGUUACCCGCUACGUUCCAGCAGCUCGUGAGCUUCGCCCGCCGUAUCGAGCAUAGUCAGCGCAUUGCCGGCACCUCUCGCUAUCGCCCUCGCUCGUCAAACAACGCCCCCACGGCUCCGCAGCCGCCGCGCCCUGUUAACGUCCCGCCCGCGCCCUUCCAGCGCCCCGUUCGAUGCUUCACCUGCGGCAGGGAGGGCCAUCGCUACGCCAACUGCCCCGAGAACCGCCCUCCUGCCCAGCCUGCCCCGCCUUCUGCCCCGCCUGUUCAGCCUGUUCCGCCUGCGGCUGCGCCCACCCAGCUUCCUCCUGCGCAGCCCGCACCCCAGCAACCCGCCCCAGAUGCUGCCACGGCACCCGCUGCUGCGCCCAAGUCGCGCCCAGUUUGCUACACCUGCAACGAAGUUGGCCACAUCUCCACAUUCUGCCCCAAGGCCAUCUGCCGUCGUUGCGGGCGUACAGGUCACACCGCUGUUCGUUGCCCGGAGCCUCUGAACCCGAACGCCCAGAAUAACCCGAACCUUGCUCCGCUCGGGCGCGACCGCAGCGCCAACGCCGCCUAG